Messenger RNA from Mytilinidion resinicola, 3035 nucleotides. RefSeq lists its product as uncharacterized. The record is from RefSeq and is a predicted model, not a curated record. The coding region runs from base 111 to 2783 and encodes 890 amino acids. NCBI's taxonomy places the organism in Eukaryota, Fungi, Ascomycota, Dothideomycetes, Mytilinidiales, Mytilinidiaceae. Gene Ontology annotation, molecular function: lipid binding. The transcript has 4 exons.
CACUACUUUUUGCGUUUCCGUUUAUGAUACCCCAGUAGUAGCCUAAUAUCAGAAUCCGCAGCCCCAACACUAUCACCACACCACAACACACUACGCCGCAUUGCUCAAUCAUGGCGUCAAAGGCCGUCAACGUUCCCACGAACCAACAGCAGAAGGAGAAGGACGUCAAUGCUAAGCUCCAGCUGUACGGCAUCUACUCUGCCUUCGCCAAUGGCAAGGUUCCAUCAAACAAGCAAAUCGACGUCGCACUAAACAGCGCCCUUUCAUCCAAGGCGCUUGCGUCCCCGUCGAAAAAGCUCUCCACAGAAGGCCAACAGCUCGUCGGCGACCUACGGGACGUCAUUGAGAAGGCCAAGAUCCUGCUCCUCACCAAGAACGACGGCAACCUCCUCCAAGACUUCAUCUGGCAGACCCAGCAACUAACCGGCGGCAACGCUGCUGUUCCUGGCGCACCCGUCGACAAGGAGACUGCCAAACAACACGGUAAUGAGGCACUCGAGGGUCUGCGCACACUCGGCACGCUGAUAAUCUCCAACGGACAGUUCAGGAAGCUCCUGAGCGACGCUACCAUUCUCCUCCGAGACAUUGCUGGCGAUGGUGCACAGAAAGCUGCCAACAAGGUCAACCCGGGCGAAGAACAGCUUUCCCAGAUAGAUCGCCCUGCCGCCGAUAACACCUGGCACGAAGUGCCGGACCUGUCCAGGGAUAACCUCACUGGUCAGCUCAAGUCCAGGGUCCCAUUCAGCAAGGGCGACGCCCAGAAGGCCGCUGGCGAUGUCACUCAGGCUGGUCAUCCCGAUGGAUCUCGCGACCCCGCUGAUGCGGCUGAACUUGCACAGUCCGAGGCUCAGAACGGAGGUUCUUCUGGUCUGAACGCGAAUGCCGCCGCUGGGGAGCUCAGGAACCAAGCUUCUGACAAUGUCCCGGAUGAGAAGAAGGACAAGCUCCGCGAACAGCGUGAACGCACCAACAACUACCUCAGGAGCAAGAUGCCAAAGGAGCGCCGUGAACAGACCAUCUGGCGUCUGAAGAAGAUGGUCGUCGAGAUUCAAGGUCACCAGGAUUAUCUCCGUGCCGUUGAUACUCUUUUGCGCCUCGCUGAGGAGUACACUGGUCACUCCAAGAACCUUGCUCAACAGGGCAAAGGAACCGUGAAAGGUGCUCAUACUGAUGACAGCUUGCAAUUAGCUGAGGCUGACUUGAAGACUCUCAUCGAACGCUUUGCGAACAACACUUCCUCCGAUGAUCUCUUCGAUUCCAUCAACCAAAUCUACCGUGAUGCCGAGAAGGACCCUGAGCUCAAGAACUGGUUCAAGCAACUCGACACCUAUAUCCGAAAGUGCUUGAAGCAGCAGGGCUACAUCAUGGAGGACAGGUCCACUGAUGAGUGGAAUGAGCUCUACGAUCACGGCCACUUCCUCCUCCGCGAGCGCUACCGCGGCCACACCGACCGAAUUGUAGACGAGUUCAAGUACUUCGGUCAAGAAUUCGACAAUGACCCGCAGAACAAGGCUUUUGGCAAUAGCCUCCAAACCCUCUUCCAGCAUCUCGGCAAUGACGAGAACGGCAAGCCCACCUUCAAGCCUCAUCUCAUUAAGGACCUGACUGAGGUCAUCAUUCCUGGUAUCUUUGAGAACAUCCGCUAUGUCCCUAUCCCUCGCAUUGAGUACUCCGAUCCUAUGAUGGAUGCCAUCGUCGAGAACUUGGUCAUUGAGGGCGACAACCUUGCACCCAAUGUCCUGGAGUUGAGCAGUGACAACUACUGGCGCUGGGGCCGCAAGAAGAUCUCCAAUAAGAACAAAAACAAGGUUAUGCUGUCAGUAUCUGGCGUCCAGAUGGACCUUAAAGAUGUCUCUUACUACGUCAAGAAGAAGGAGGGCUUCCCAUCCAUCACCGACACUGGUGUCUGCGACGUCUUCAUGGGCGGCAACGGCUUCAGCUUCAAGGUCGAGAUGGAGACCGCCGACAAGACUGAUACGGCUCACUUCUUCAAGGUCAAUAAGGUUAACGUUGAAGUUAAAAAUCUUAAUAUCAAGCUUAAGCAAUCCAAGCACAAGCUUCUCUUUGGCCUCUUCAAGCCACUUCUUCUCAAGGUCAUGCGCCCGGUGAUCCAGAAGGUUCUGGAGAAGCAGAUCAAGGACAACAUCCACCAACUGGACGGUCUUAUCUACGAUGUGAAGACCGAAGCCGACGCUGCCGUUGCUGAAGCCAAGCGCAACCCUGAUCCGGAGAACGUUCAGAACAUCUACCAGCGCUACGUAUCUGCUGCCAAUAAGAAGAUCCUGCAGGGCAAGCAGAAGAAGGAGGAGGUUGAAGCGAAGACGGCUGACAAGCACGUCAAUGUGGCUGUCACCCAGGAAGACUCCAUCUUCAAGAACAUCUCCCUUCCCGGCGGUAUUUCUACAAAGGCUACGGAGUUCAAGCAGCUCGCCCGCAAGGGUGACAAGUGGGAGUCGCCUGUCUUCAGCAUCGGCUCCGCCAAGGAGACCAGCAACCUUCCAAAGACGGGUGCUGUCUCCAGGAAGCGCGGUACCGUCGCUGGUGCUGGUGCUGGAAUCGGUGCCGGUGCUGGUAACGAAUAUGGCGCUGGUGGCCUUACCCAGAAUCGCACCGUCGGCAAUGGUGGCUACGAGAACUCCAACUCCAACGGCUUCGGCGGCCAACUCGACAACGCUUUCAACACUGGUGCUACCAACGGAGGUGUUAACGGUGCCUUGCCAUCUUCCGACCCCUACCACACCACAAUGGGCAAGCAAAACCCUGUCCUCCAGGGCUCCGUCUAAACCACUCGAUACCCCAAAACUUUUCCGACGGUGCCAAAUCCGCAUUGUUUGUGAUGGACGCCAUGGUUCCUUUCGCCACGAUGGAAACGCACCCGCUUGCAUGGGACGGCUUCAUCUCCUAAGUAGAGGAGGAUUUCCUUUUGUCAUGAUACCACUUUUCGCGCUUGCGCAGUACACAUCUUGGACGAUGAAAAGUAAUGGGAGGAGGCUGAGUGGAAGGCGCCUGAGGGCAUGAGUUGAAAUUGGAGAUGG